This is a messenger RNA of Dicentrarchus labrax (European seabass), 5449 nucleotides long. RefSeq names its product solute carrier family 8 member 1a (gene slc8a1a). Gene Ontology annotation, cellular component: postsynapse; sarcolemma; axon. Gene Ontology annotation, molecular function: calcium:sodium antiporter activity. Lineage: Eukaryota; Metazoa; Chordata; Actinopteri; Moronidae. Gene Ontology annotation, biological process: sodium ion transmembrane transport; cell communication; calcium ion import across plasma membrane. The coding region runs from base 250 to 3132 and encodes 960 amino acids. The transcript has 11 exons. The record is from RefSeq and is a predicted model, not a curated record.
ACGGUUUAAUCACAGGGUUCUUGGGUCUCUCACCUACAGGAUGAAAACUCUUGUCUUGUUUUUGUGGAGAUUCGGAUAAAGACGUCCUUUUAGUUUUUUCUUUAGAUACUCAAACUGUCACGGUAACAUUGAUUCAGUCGCUGGCAGACGGUCUUUACUCUGCGAUCUGAGAGAAGUAGGAAAGUGGAGAAGCCCAGAAGUGGGGUAGGAGGACUUCAGAUUUUUGUUUGCUGGAGCUCAAGUGUCACCAUGAGCCGAGCCGGGACCUCGUCACUGUUCUCCACCUAUCAGCUGCUUUUCUUGUUGACCAUCAUCUCAAUUAAUAUUCCAUAUUCUGCAGCAGGAGGCUCUACUCUAACUCUGAAUUCCAACAACACACUCAGCAACCGCACCACAUGUGGAGGAGUGACCGUCUGCAUUGAAGGUGUAAUCCUGCCAAUAUGGACGCCACAAAACCCAGUCUUCACUGACCGCCUUGCCAGAGCCACCAUUUACUUUGUGGGGUUAGCGUAUAUGUUCUUGGGUGUCUCCAUCAUUGCUGACCGCUUCAUGGCGUCCAUCGAGGUCAUCACCUCCCAGGAGAGACAGAUCACCAUCAAGAAACCAAACGGUGAGAAGAUCACCACGACAGUGCGCAUCUGGAACGAGACAGUGUCCAAUCUGACCCUAAUGGCACUGGGUUCCUCUGCCCCAGAAAUCCUCCUGUCAGUUGUGGAGGUUUGUGGUCAUGGCUUUAACGCAGGUGAACUGGGCCCCAACACCAUUGUAGGAAGUGCCGCCUUCAACAUGUUUGUCAUCAUUGGCCUUUGUGUAUCUGUUAUUCCUGAAGGAGAGACCAGAAAGGUGAAGCACCUCAGGGUGUUUUUCGUUACCGCCACCUGGAGCGUCUUUGCAUACACCUGGCUUUACCUGAUCCUGGCCGUCAUUUCUCCAGGUGUCGUUGAGAUAUGGGAGGGGCUGCUCACACUCUUCUUCUUCCCCAUUUGUGUUGGAUUGGCUUACGUGGCUGACCGCAGACUUCUUUUCUACAAAUACAUGUACAAACGAUACAGAGCAGGGAAGCGGAAAGGAGUGAUCAUCGAAACAGAGGGAGAACCAGAGCUUCCCUCGAAGGUUGACAUUGAAAUGGAUGGGAAAAUGCUCAAUUCCCAUGGAGAAGAGACAGGGUAUGAUUUUAAGGAGCUGGACGAGGAUGAGGCCCGCAGAGAGGUGGCCAGGAUCCUGAAGGAUCUGAAACAGAAACAUCCUGAGAAGGAGAUGGAGCAGUUGAUGGAGCUUGCGAAUUACCAAGUUUUAACCCAGCAACAGAAGAGUCGGGCUUUCUACCGCUGCCAGGCGACCAGGAUCAUGACAGGAGCAGGUAACAUCCUAAAGAAGCAUGCCGCUGACCAAGCCAAGAGAGCCACCCAGCAUGAUAUUUGCUCCGAGGUUUUGGUAAAUGAUUUUUCCUCCAAGGUUUUCUUUGACCCUGGUACCUACCAGUGUCUGGAGAACUGCGGCAGUGUAGCGCUGAACAUUGUGCGGCGUGGUGGAGACCUAACAAGCACAGUCUCAGUGGAUUACAGGACUGAAGAUGGCACAGCAAAUGCCGGCUCUGACUACCAGUUCACCGAAGGAACUAUUAUGUUCAAACCAGGCGAGACCGAAAAGGAAAUCCGGAUUGAUAUUAUUGAUGAUGAUAUUUUUGAGGAAGACGAGCAUUUCCUGAUUCACCUCAGCAAUGUGAAGGUCAUAUCAGAGGGCAGUGGCUCAGAUGAGUACGAGGCAAACCAUGUAGACACUCUCGCAGGUUUAGGCCUGCCGUGCUCGGCUAUCGUCACCAUCUUUGAUGACGACCACGCAGGGAUCUUUACGUUCGAGGAGCCAGUGGUGACCGUGAGUGAGAGCGUCGGGGUGCUGGAGGUGAAGGUGAUCCGGACCUCGGGGGCUCGCGGUGUUGUGGUGGUCCCUUACAAAACCAUGGAAGGGACGGCUAAAGGAGGUGGCGAGGACUUUGAGGACACACAUGGAGUCCUGGAGUUUGAGAAUGAUGAGAUCUUCAAAACUGUUCAGAUCAAUAUAAUUGAUGAUGAAGAAUAUGAGAAAAACAAGAACUUCUUCCUAGAGAUCGGCGAGCCUCGGCUGCUGGAGAUGAGUGAGAGGAAAGCUGUGUUGCUUCAAGAAGUCGGUGGAUUCAUCAAAACAGGCACAGACGUCUACAGGAAGGUCCAGGGACGAGACCACCCCGCCCCCUCCGCCAUCGUCAACAUCACAGACGAGGGGGGUGAGGAGGUUUUGACCAAGAAGGAGGAGGAGGAGAGGCGGAUCGCGGAGAUGGGCAGACCGAUGUUGGGUGAGCACAUCAAGCUGGAGGUCAUCAUAGAGGAGUCGUAUGAAUUCAAGAGCACCGUAGAUAAACUUCUGAAGAAGACCAACCUGGCGCUGGUAAUCGGGACAAACAGCUGGAGAGAGCAGUUUAUGGAAGCCAUCACAGUCAGCUCUGGUGAUGAUGACGAUGAUGAAUGUGGCGAGGAGAAGCUGCCCUCCUGUUUCGACUACGUCAUGCACUUCCUCACUGUCUUCUGGAAGCUGCUGUUUGCCUUCGUUCCUCCCACCGACUACUGGAACGGUUGGGCCUGCUUCGUCGUCUCUAUCUCUGUUAUCGGGAUGCUGACGGCGGUCAUCGGUGACCUGGCGUCGCAUUUUGGCUGCACCGUUGGCCUCAAAGACUCCGUCACUGCAGUGGUGUUCGUGGCUUUGGGCACAUCUGUACCAGACACCUUUGCCAGUAAGGUGGCAGCCAUCCAGGACCAAUACGCUGAUGCCUCCAUCGGCAACGUGACCGGAAGCAACGCUGUUAACGUCUUCCUGGGCAUCGGCGUGGCCUGGUCCAUUGCCGCCAUCUACCACUACUCCAAGGGCGAUGAGUUCCGGGUUGACCCAGGCACGCUGGCCUUCUCCGUCACACUCUUCACCAUCUUUGCCUUCAUCUGCAUCGCCGUCCUCAUCUACCGCCGCCGCCCGGAGAUUGGCGGGGAGCUCGGCGGGCCCAGAAUCCCUAAGAUCCUCACGACCUGCCUGUUCUUCAGCCUGUGGUUGAUGUACAUCGUCUUCUCCUCUCUGGAGGCCUACUGCCACAUAAAGGGGUUCUAAAAGGUUCUAACAGGUUCUGGAUGAACAGUUCCAAUAGAUUCCUGCAUAUUCUGACUCCUUUUCAUUUCUGUAAUUUGUCUAAAGCUUGUAACAGGUUGCUGGCAGUUGAUGGAUUCCUAAAAGGUCUAGAGGACACGUAACAGUUCUGUCAAGUUUUUGAAAUUCUGGAUGAACUCCUAAUAGUUCUAGUAGGUUUUCUGAGGAUUUGACCAAACACAGAUAAAAGAACUAUACAGAGAGCAGCAGAAUAUUUCUUUAUGUUCUGUAAAGGUCUACACAACUUGUACGUGUUUGUAACGAUCCCAACAGUUCCUGGAGGAUCCUACACCUUAUUGACAGUCCUGAUGCAUUCCUAAAAGUUCCCGUCAUUUUUGCAAAUCCAUAAAUUCCAUUAGAAGUUUGGCUAAACUUUUAAUGGUUCUGCUUCCUGAAUAUUCUGACAUGUGCACGUCUCUUUUGUCAUUUGUCUGAACGUUUUUUUUAGGUUCUUUAGAGGUCUAACAAGUACGAAGCGCGGGUCGAUUCCUGCAUAAUGUGACAUUCUCCUGUAAUUUAUUUGUCAAAAGGUUUUGAUAGAAGUCUAAAGGGCCGAUCACACAGAGAUUCAUUGCUACAGGAGCUUUUAAAACAUCUCGGCAAAGAGCUUCAGGGAUAAAACAGCUGGUGCAACUGUGGAGCGAGGCAUGGAUCAAAUAUGAUUAACAGGAACAAAAGUUGAUUGAAACAGCUGUUGAGCUCAAGAUAAGUAAACUCUAGCUUCAUUUUAAAAACGUUGAUAACUGAGUUUAUUUGGGUUUAACCCCCACUAGUGCUGCCCCUGACUAAAGAUUUUCCUAGUGGACUAGUCAUUGAGAGUUUCUGAUAUUACUGUAUUGAUUAUAAUCUGUUUAAUCUGUUAAAUGCAAGACUAAAUAUUUUGUUCAUUUAUUCCAACACAGAGUAACUUCACACAGUCUGGUUGUUUUAAACACGGAAUAAAUAACUUCCAACUUCACCGAAACAAAUCCUGGUGGACUGAACGAUACGAUGGAUGAUGAUGGAACGUUACCAGUUACUGAUUUAUUAACUGGUCUGAUGGAAAGUGCCUGCUGAGACUCUUCUAAGCAACUAAGAUUAAGUCAACUACCCCCCACUGCACCCCAGCCCACCUAUUUACUGGCUUAGUAAACAGCAUCAAAACCAGGAUAUAAGUUGGCCGUCUUUUAUGCUCGUCUAAAAACUGCUAGAAACUCACAGUGCAAGAGAGGAGCAUCGUAUGACAGGAAAACACUGCAUUGAAAACAAAGCAUUCUACGAUGUGUCUCUUGUGUGGUCGACCCCUGAGCCUUCUAACAGGUUUCUGAACUUUAUGAAGGCCUGGAUGAACUACUAAUAGUGUUUUUGAAAUACUCUACCUGUCAAGUUCUGUUAUUUUCUUUAAAGGUCUAUCAAACCACAGUAAACCAGACAACAAAAAUAUAUUCCAGUGCACACCAGGAUACUGUGGUUGACACUGAUUGGUUUCCUUCAAAACAAAACUAAACACAUCUGAUUUGGACAAUAUAGGAGUGGUUUGGGGGGUUAUUGAGGAUGCUGAAUCCUCCACACAAAUCAAUCCCAAGUGAUGGUGCUGGCAAUCAAUGUCUCUGUUUUGACUUUAUUACUUAAGUCAUUCAUCAUCAUCAUCAUCAUCAUCAUCAUCAUCAUCAUCACACAGCCCACAGGAUUUACUUAGUAGUAGUAGUGCCCCCUAAAGCUCCCAAAGGUUGCUGACGGACUCUUUGCGUUCUACUGAUGCAUUUCUAAAGGUUAUCGUGGAACCCUUCAGACUCCUGUAACGUCUUUACUCUGGCGUCCAUAUUGGACCGCUCUCUGCUUGCAGAGUGCCGGCAACAUCUGAGACUUCUUUGUCCUCACAUACCUCCCAAACAAUUAAAGACAUGGACCUGUAUCUUACUGUGUACCUUUAAGCGAUGUAUAACACAAACAGUUUGUCUUGUUCAUGUAGACUUGUUGUGAGAACCUGCAGGGCUUUUGAUGUUUCAGGCGACUGGAGCAGUUGUGUUGCACCUAAACGAAUAUCUGCACUGAGUUUGAAAAGUAGUUAAUUUUUUGUGUGUAGAAGGAUCCUGAGUUUGGUGUUCUGGUCUCUGCUGUUCUGACACCACAAACUCUUUAAAGCAUAGACUCUGCACUCAGAGCUGCUGCAGCAGUGGAUAGAUCAGUGUGUAUGUGUAAAGGAUACUGUGAUAUGAUUCCUAUUGAUGAUGUAAACAUGUAAAAAGAUCUGACAGAGUGCAGUGUCUUUCCUUCAAAUAUUAAAGUACAGUGAGUGAUA